GUUUUUAUUUAUUAGUAAUUUCAAACAAUGCGUAGUAUUUGUGUAAUUUAUGAGUGAAUUUAAAACUUAUUCGACCACUGAAGCAGAAUAUCGAGCAGGGAUAUCGAUUAUUUAAUCGAAAAAAUAUGCGACAGAAAUUUGAAGAAAAUAUUCCACAAGUUGGACUAUUCCUGCUAAAGCUGUCCUUAUGUUUUAUAAUGUCAAUUGGCUCGCUUUAUCAAAAUUGCAACUAUUCCCAAUAUUUAAGACCUGGUAACAUUUAUUACGUGUACAAUCCCGACUAUCCCAACGUUUCCAAAGGUCGACAAUCCUGCAUGUGGAUUGCGGAAAGUGACUAUCGGGUGAAAUUAAUAUGCAAUAAAUUUAACAUACCACAGAAUUUCAAUUGUGCCUUUGACAAACUAACUGUACACGUGAAUAAAUCCGUAUCCCAUUCCUAUUGCGGAAAUGAGACAUUUAGCAUAGAAUCAACGGGAAAAGUCAUGACCAUUGAAUUAUCAACCACAUUCUGGACAUCGGGAGUUAAAUUUCUGUGCGGACUACAAAAAAUCGAAGAACCACAACACGAUAACUGUAGAUGCGGAUGGAAAAAUCCGACGAAAAUAGUGGGAGGUAUGGAAACUGGAGUGAAUGAAUAUCCCAUGAUGGCUGGUCUCGUCGAUCCUUUUCAAAGAGACGUAUAUUGCGGGGCAACCAUCAUAUCACAAAGACACGUUUUGACUGCCGCACAUUGCUUGACCGAUAGAAGUACAAAUAAUGUGGGUGUACUUGUAGGGGAUCACGAUCUUUCUACAGGUGCAGACACAAAUGCUUCGCGCCUUUACACCGUGUCCAGAUUUGAUAUAUAUCCUCUUUACAACGACGAGACUCUAGAAAAUGACAUAGCUAUAAUAACGACGAAUUCCAUUAUGAACUUUAGCGAGGAAAUUGGGCCAGCUUGUCUUCCGUUUCAACAUCAGUCCGAUUCCUUCGCAGGAAGUUAUGUAGACUUAUUGGGUUGGGGAACAACACAAUUUGGCGGAAUGAAAUCAAAAGCUUUACAGGAAGUUAUGUUAACCGUAAUCACAUAUCGAGAAUGUAGCCGAUGGGAUUCGAAUUUAUUAUAUAGCCAGAUAUGUACUUAUGGAGAAAAUAAAGACGCGUGUCAGUUCGACAGUGGUGGUCCCGUCCUUUGGAAGAAUCCUACGACGAGACGAGAGAUUCUCGUGGGUAUUAUCAGUUCCGGCUCCGGUUGCGGCAAUAAUGAACCAGGAAUAAACACACGCGUCGGCACUUAUAUAGAUUGGAUUCUUCGUGUGACGCCGGGUAAGUAUACGAAAUGUACAAUACGUUAUCAUCUCAUUGACACGUCAGAUAAAUAUACGUAAUAUACAAUACAUUAUCAUCUCACAUUUCAUGCGUAUUUAUCCUCUUACAGGUACCAAUUACUGCAAGA
Messenger RNA from Cataglyphis hispanica, 1435 nucleotides. Its product is annotated as venom serine protease 34-like. Gene Ontology annotation, biological process: proteolysis. NCBI's taxonomy places the organism in Eukaryota, Metazoa, Arthropoda, Insecta, Hymenoptera, Formicidae. Gene Ontology annotation, molecular function: serine-type endopeptidase activity. The coding region runs from base 126 to 1367 and encodes 413 amino acids. The transcript has 7 exons. The record is from RefSeq and is a predicted model, not a curated record.